Talpa occidentalis (Iberian mole) is the source of this 945-nucleotide messenger RNA. RefSeq names its product olfactory receptor 8H3-like. The coding region runs from base 1 to 945 and encodes 314 amino acids. Gene Ontology annotation, biological process: sensory perception of smell; G protein-coupled receptor signaling pathway. NCBI's taxonomy places the organism in Eukaryota, Metazoa, Chordata, Mammalia, Eulipotyphla, Talpidae. Gene Ontology annotation, cellular component: membrane. Gene Ontology annotation, molecular function: odorant binding; G protein-coupled receptor activity; olfactory receptor activity. The transcript has a single exon. The record is from RefSeq and is a predicted model, not a curated record.
AUGCAUAGGUGGAAUAACACAAACGUGGCUGACUUCAUCCUUUUGGGGUUUACAGAUGCUGAAGACAUCCAGGUGGUGCUCUUUAUGCUGUUUCUUCUUAUAUACCUGGUCACUGUGUUAGGUAAUGCAGGAAUGAUAAUGAUCAUCUGCCUAGAUGCCCAGCUUCACACCCCCAUGUAUUUUUUCCUCAGUCACCUGUCUUUCAUUGACCUCAGUUACUCAUCUGUCAUCACACCUAAAACCUUAGAUAACUUACUAACCUCCAAUAAGAAGAUUUCAUAUGUGAACUGUUUCACUCAAAUGUAUAUUUUUGUCUUCUUGGUUGCUGUUGAAUGUUUUCUUCUCUCCUCCAUGGCCUAUGAUCGCUAUGUAGCCAUCUGCAAUCCUCUCCACUACCCAGUCGUCAUGUCCACAAGACGUUGCUGGUCCCUUGUUUUUGGGUCCUAUUUGGUAGGUUUCACAGACUCCUUAGUCAAUGAGCUUUGCAUGAGGAGAUUGAGAUUCUGCAACUCCAAUGUAAUCCAUCAUUUUUUCUGUGACACAUCCCCAAUUAUAGCCUUAUCUUGCACUGAAACCCAUAACACCGAACUGAUGAUAUUCAUUUUCGCUGGCACGAGUCUUGUGGCAUCUCUUAUCACAAUAUCAGUGUCCUAUGUGUCCAUUCUUUCUACUAUUCUGAAAAUUAAUUCCACUUCAGGAAAGAGAAAAGCCUUCUCCACCUGUGCCUCUCAUCUCAUGGCUGUCACCAUCUUUUAUAGCACUAUGAUCUUCAGUUACUUAAGACCAAAUACAUCCUACUCCUUGGGAAAGGAUCAGGUGGCUUCUGUAUUUUAUACUAUUGUGAUCCCCAUGCUGAAUCCACUGAUUUAUAGUCUUCGCAACAAAGAAGUGAAAAAUGCUGUCCUUAGACUCCUGCAGAAGACAGAUGCCUCCAGGCACUUGUAA